This is a messenger RNA of Bicyclus anynana (squinting bush brown), 8091 nucleotides long. It is a transcript of the gene cv-c, whose product is annotated as rho GTPase-activating protein 7. Gene Ontology annotation, molecular function: lipid binding; GTPase activator activity. Bases 308 to 3469 code for a protein of 1053 amino acids. Lineage: Eukaryota; Metazoa; Arthropoda; Insecta; Lepidoptera; Nymphalidae. The transcript has 20 exons. Gene Ontology annotation, biological process: actin cytoskeleton organization; signal transduction; regulation of Rho protein signal transduction. The record is from RefSeq and is a predicted model, not a curated record.
GUAAGAGUUACUGAGUUAGUCAGUGUGGUAUCGCCGCGCGCAUUGCACGUAUCCCACGCGCGGUUCAUUCACCCCGAGUUUACGAUCGGAUCAGCUGUCAAAAGUUGACGUCCCCAAAGUGAAUUACGGAAAAGUGCUCAACAGACGCCCGAAUAAACGCAAACAGUUAUGGCGCGAGUUUUUCGGCCACGUUCUGACGUGCUAGUGUUGUGUUUGUGAUACCGGUAUCGAUAGUGUUGUUGGCAGUGUUGUUUUAGAGCUUGUCCGUUUCGGUGGAUUGUUGUUAUGCUGUUAUCAUGACACAUUGAUGUCUUACGAAGCUGAUAUGUCUAUAAUUAGCGAGCUGCAAUGGCUGCAAGAUGACGAGCUGUUUGCCUUAUCCUUACAAAACGAGAUCGAAGCAGCGGAGGCCUGCAAAUGGCUGCGAGCGGCCGGCUUCCCGCAGUAUGCCCAGAUGUACGAAGACCUCCAGUUCCCAAUCGACGUGUCAGGGGUACAAAACGACCACCCGUUCCUCGACGCGGACUCCCUCCAGUCCCUCUUCAGGCGGCUCACGGCGCUCAACCGUUGUGCCAAUAUGAAGCUGGAACACCAUCACCAUCAGAAGAGAUCCAACGACUCAGACGACGAUCAGUGCGCUUUAAGUGACAAGUGGCAGUACGAGAGGAAAUCGCGGAGAUGGUCUCGAGUCGUCGAGAUAACGCCGCAAGCUCAGAGGAGAUUACAGGUGAUAGCAGCUCGCGCCUUGGCAGAGCGGGAAGCGCGGGAGGCACGGGGGGAAGUCGAGGAUGAUGAAGACGAAACCCUUCCCACCAUCAGAGUGGGGCUGGUGGACGCUGAUGGACACUAUACAGAUGUGGAGCCUGAUAUAUUGACAGUGCCGGGUCAACAAACUCAUAUUCAGUUACCAAGCGAUAAAGAAGAUGAAGAGGAAACGGGUACCAGGUUUCGAAGAACUGGAUCAGAAAGACUUCGUGAUGGAGCGAAAGCUUUAUUACGAAGAGUAGAAUCCCUUAAAACGAGAAGAAGAAAACGGCAAAAUAGAACAGAAGUUAUAGUAUCAUCACCGCACUUUCUAGAUGUCCAACAGGACAAAUAUCCUGAUCUGAACUAUAUUGAUAUGACCCCCACGUCUCCCACGGCUUUUCCUUUUCCAGAUUUCCAUAGCUCUCCCAUUCAUGCACCAGCAAUACGAACCCAACCUCCUUCACCAAUGACAAUUAUGCCACCCUCGCCCAUAGCACCUUUAGAACAAGCCUUUCCAAUACUGCACCCUCCUUUUGGUGAUGACAGUUCUAGUUACGCUUCAGAUAACAGCAUGGGUUCAAGCAAUAAAAGUUCUAAGUCAAAGUUGGGUAGAGCCAAAAGGAUUUUUCAUCGGGGUUUGAAAAGUGAUGAUUCAAGCGCGCUAAGCGAUUCUGAAUGCCAACCAGCUAGUUGGAGACAUAAUUAUUAUAAGGAGCACAAUACUCAUCAUAAUACUGAGGUGGAGCCACCAGCACCACAGCUAGAACUCAAACCGGAUCCAGAAGUGCUCCGAGAAGUGCAGAAGUCCCCAGCGCAUACCCCUCACAGACGACAAGCUAUUAGAACAAGCUCUCUGAAUCUGGGAAAAGAUGGCCAAAAAUUUCGAGAUAGAAGCCUCAAAAGAGACAAAUCAGCAUCCAGAAGCUCUGAGCUAGAUGGCAGUCCAAACUCCGCCGGCUCCAGAUCACACGAUGGGGACCAUGAUGACGAUGACGACAGCCUUGAUAUUAAGAGUAAAAAAAACAACAUCCAAAGAUGGUAUUCCUUUAGAACCAACGCCCUAAACGGGGGCCCAAAAGCAAACAAUACUUUACAGCCUGCACCAAAUCAGAAAAAUCCUGAUACUUACCUUUCCCGUCCAAUGUCCUCAUUAUCAUGUGGUCAGCUUCAUAUCCUAAGAAAAUUGGCACUCCUAAGACUCACGGCGUGUAUGGAACGUUACUGUCCUUCACAUAAAUCUGGUUGGAACUGGGAACUGCCAAAAAUUAUUAGAAAGAUUAAAACUCCUGAUUACAAAGAUAAAACAGUUUUUGGUGUACCCUUAACUGUAUCACUACAGAGGACUGGUCAUUCCUUACCGAAACCGAUACAGCACGCUCUUAAUUGGCUAAAAAGUAAUGCAUUAGAUCAGAUGGGUAUAUUUCGAAAAGCAGGCGUUAAAUCAAGGAUAGCAAAACUGCGGACGAUGGUAGAAGCAGCCGGUGCUGCUAACGCGGCGUUUGCUAUAGAAAACAUGAACACCAUGGAUCCGAACCAGUCUAGUCUAAGCUUCGACGGUGCGCAGGCGCAUGACGUCGCGGAUAUGGUGAAACAGUAUUUUAGGGAGCUACCGGAUUCCUUACUGACCAAUAAAUUGACUGAAACGUUUAUUGCAAUAUUUCAACAUGUACCUGAACCACUGAGGCCAGAUGCAGUGCAAUGUGCUUUGCUACUUUUACCAGAAGAACAUUUAGAAGCGUUGCAAUCUCUUCUAAUAUUUUUGGCUGAGGUUGGCGAGCAUUCGGCUGUGAAUCAGAUGACUGCGUCAAACUUAGCAGUUUGUUUUGCACCUACUUUGUUAAGGUUACACCACGCACCAACUCACACUGGCAGCACUAAAGAAGGCAACUCCAAUAGAACAAUCAUAGAGAGCAUAGCGGAUCAGAGACAAAUCAGUGAAUCACGGGCAGCGCACGCGUGUUUAUUGUUACUUAUACAACAACAUCGACAGCUGUUUCUGGCACCCGCUGAUAUGCUGGCAAGAUGCAAGUUCAACUACUUUGAGGAGAGUGUGCCGGUUUCCCUUGAAGAAUUAGGCGCGGACUUUAAUCAAGACUGGAAAGGCUUCCAACAAGCCUGCAUCAAAGCUUUACUGAAAGAAGCCAAAGAAAAAACGCGAGGUUGGAUGUCAGUAUCAGGGGCCGCCCCUCACGUUGAGCUAUGCUGCAAGAAAGUAGGCGACGGUCAUCCGUUGAGACUAUGGCGCGCCACCACCGAUGUUGAAGCGCCGCCGCAGGAGGUUAUGCAAAGGAUACUCCGCGAGCGGCACAUUUGGGACGACUCGCUGGUGAAGUGGCGCGUCGCAGAGAAGUUGGGACCGACUGCUGAGGUGUUCCAGUACAUCACGGCCAACAGCUUCAACUUGACUCCGAGGGACUAUUGCGUUCUACGGUCGUGGCAGCAAGGCGGUGGUGGGGGUGGAUGGUGCGCGGUCGCGGAGACGUCAGUCGCUCACGGGGCGCCGGCGACGGAGGGCGCUCGAGGAGUGGUCCUCGCGUCUCGGUACCUCGCUCAGCCUGCGGGAAAGGGCCGGAGUCGACUAGUGCAUUUAGCUAGAGUUGAUACUAUGGGCCGAACACCCGAAUGGUACAAUAAAUGCUACGGCCACAUCUGUGCACUCUACCUAGCUAGAAUCCGCGCCUCUUUCAAGCACAACACAGAAGGACCCGAGUCGAAUGUAUGAUCCAAGCAUUCCGCUUAAAGCCACCUCGUAUAGGGUUGGCCUUAAGCCUGAUAUAAAAACUUUUUCACCCUUUUUCACAUUUGUGAAGGCGUGUUAAUUAUCUGUGGAUAUUAUGUGUUUCAUCUGUGGAUAUUAUAUUGUUGUUUUAAUUAGGCUCAAAAAGACUAGAACUCAGAGCCAGUAAAGGCAGUUUAUAAAAUUUACUAUUAAAAAUGGCUGACCGUUAUCCAUUAAAUCUGUUCGCAUGUUUAAUAAUAUAAUUUGUAUUCGAGAUCAUCUGUUUUUCAGUACUCAAUUAUAAAAAUCUUGUUUUAUUCUGGAGCAAGUGUGAGUGACUUAUUUAACUGCAAGAACAUGGGUUUGGAUGGAUUAAGGUAAUUUUGCAGUAUUUAAAUUCACAUUCGUUUUGAGUAAUGAAAAAUGUUUGUCUCGAAACUACAUUAAAAUAGUAACUAAGUGCGGAUGUGGGCAUUUAUACUGUGGUGACAUUUCUACUUUUCGAAAAGCCUUUUAUCUAUGGUAUCUAUGACAAAAGCAUAGUCUUUGGCGUCACAGACCAAACCACACUUAACAAAUACACGUCACAGCAGAGUUUGUGCGGCCAGAUACAAAUUCUAAUAUUAUUAUGAUGCAAUAUAAAUGUUAAGCGUAAUCUUUGAUCAUAAAUAAUAUUUACUAGUUUAAAGAAGUUCUACCUACCUCCGAUAUUCGUGUUACUCUAAACCUUAAUAAGGGUUGUAUUACAUAGAGCUCUCACAAUCUACAUAAUCCAGUAAACCUUUACUUGUUUAAACAGUAACUAUUUAUAGUGCCACGACCGAAACUGGAACUGAUGUCAAACGUUCGCAAUUUUGCAGAACAUUAUACCAAAAGCGAAUUUCCAUAUCUAUGACGGCCGCGUGGCGCAGUGGGUAGUGACCCUGCUUUCUGCAUCCACGGCCGUGGGUUCGAUUCCCACAACUGGAAAAUAUUUGUGUGAUGAGCAUGAGUGUUUUCCAGUGUCUGUGUGUAUUUAUACAUUAUAUUAGUAUUUAUAUGUAGUAUAUAAUUGUAUAUUAAUAUUAUAAUAUCAACUAUCUUUGCACCCAUAACACAAGCUACUCUGUAUGCUUACUUUGGGGCUAGAUAGUGAUGUGUAUUGUUUAAGUAUAUUUAUUUAUUUUUUAAUUUUUUUUAUGACCCGUCUGGCUACAUUUUAUCUAAAAGUAUUUUACUUAAUGCUUUUUUGAAUGCUUAAAGGCUAAACUAAUUCUACCUUCACUUUUCAUAUUGCCGAAUAUCCAUGUCAAAUAGUAUGGUGAAACUGAGGCUGCUGUAAUACGACCCUUAUCGCCCACAAGGGACCUACCAAAAAGCCUGACUGCAUCAUGCAUCUUAUAUUUUAGUUUUUUUAUAGGUUAGAAAAAAUAUUUUAUAAUAUUCGUGAUUACAAAUUUCUCCCCAUGGUGCGUUAUGUAAAUAUUAUAUAUUAUUACUUAUUGAACUAUAAGAUCAUCACAAUGUUGAUAUAAAUAAAUAAAAAAGUUAAAUGUAUUAAUAGAGUAAUAUCUUAUUAUAAAUCAAGUAUUAUAAAACAAAGAUUUAUAUAAAUAACUCCUUAACACUGAAGCUCUAUGGCUCUGUUUUUAUUGAUUUUCUCAUAAUUUUUUUUUUUGUAUUUUGCAUACGCACAGUAGUUAUGACUACAGAUUAAGCGGCAUUCCCUUGUAACCAAACAAUAUAUGGCUUUGUCUGUGUAUUUUUUUACAAGAUGUAGGUAUAGGUAUUUUGUGUGUAUACUUACUUCUCAGUAUCUAUAAAUAGUUACAUCAGCAUCCUCUGUGGUUUUGUUAAAACUCUAUCUUCACAGAAUGAAGGUUUGUCAUUGUCUAAAUUUUUUUUCGAGUAGGUGGUUCGUAAAUGUUUUACCAAGCCCUAUGUAAAGUUAUCAUUACAUAUCACUAGUCAUAUUUUUAUGUAAUAUUUUAUAAUAAACAUAAUUUUAAUAAAAAAAAAACACAUUGUCAGUACCUGCCCUGUGUUCAGGAUUAUUAAAUAGUAUUACAUGUUUCCCCAAUAAAUAAUAAUUAUUAUUGUUGUAAUACUCUGUCCUAUAGGUCCGCCAUCUUAUACCAUAGACAAAUACAAAGACUACUUGCAAUUUUUUUAAAGUGUUAUCUACAUGUACAAGUGUCUAAAUAUUUGUAAAUCAGGAAUCAAAGUAAUAAUUCUUCACUCUGGGAGCCCUGACCACCGCACCGGGCGGUUGCUUGGGCACUCGACUUAACUUCCCGUUACGGGAAGGCUGGAUUUUUUUUUCAUAAUAUUUAGUGGUAUUUUGAAAAGGAACUAUUAGAUUUUAUAAACAUUGUUGAAAAUAAAAUGAGUAGGUAUAAAUAUUUAUAUGAGAGAAAAAGAAAUUCGUUAAAUUUUAUGAAUUUGUCUAUGAAAAAUUUUAAAUUUAUAUUGAUUUAUUUUUCAAGAUGGCGACUUAUCAAACAACCCACAAUUUUAUGAUAUUGAAACCUAAGCUAAAUGUUGUAUUGAUAGAAAAUAUUGGUGUUUAUUAAUGUUGUAAAUUGAAUUUUUAUUGUAAAAAGUCUGAAUGUAAAUACUUAGAAUUAUUUAGCUAUAGGUUGUACCUAAUGAAGUGUUUCUUAUUUGGUUAAAUCUAAAUAUUUAUUCGUCACGUUAAAUUAUUAUUAUGAGGUUUAAUUGCGAAAACCAGGCGCAAUAACUUACAAUCUAACUAAACAACACCACAGUAAACACACAUGGCUAAAAAAACCUUGUGUCGCCCUCAAUCACGGAUUUUAACAUUAUUUGGCAGACCAUUAUCAUAGAAUUGGAAUUGUAUAUUUAUACAAAAUUACACAAAUUAUUAUUAUUAAAAUCAGCUUUAUUUAAAAUCAGUUCAGUGAAUAAAUAAAAAAUAUUUACUUUAAAUGUACAAUUAGAAUUUUAAAUUUAUUUGUCUAGAUUGUAAUUCGCUGUUCUAAAAAUAUUUCAUAUUGCACAAUAAAUAUUUAUAUUUGAUAAAUUAAACAAGCAAUAUCCCCAUUAAAGAUAAUAAAAUUAGUAUAAUUGAAAAUCUUGUACCUAAUAAGCAUUUAGCUAUAAGAAACACUCGUACAAAAACAAACUAUUUCCAAUUAAUAUGGAAAAUAUAAUAUGGAGCCAAAUAUCACAAAUUACUUAUUUGUAAAUACAUUUUAAUAGUUUCUAAGAUAAUGUUUUAAAAUAAAUAGUAAUCUCAGUAGGUAUAUUGUAAUUUAUGUGUUGUUAGUUACCUGUGAAAUCACAAUUUAAUGAUAUAUUAAAUACAUAUUAUAGUUAUAAGUGAGUGAUUUGGUGCCGAUAAGGAUAAGUGCAAAUGUAUUUAUUUCAAUAAAAUUACUUGAAAUUUGUAAAUCUUCUCCAUUUCAUAAUAUUGAUAUUAAAAGUUAUUCGCAUAGAACUAAAGUUGUUAAAUGGAUAUGGUAUUUCUACUUUCAGAAAAAGGUUUGCUUUUUGAUGUAGUAUUAUGGUAACUAAACUUAAAAGUAAAGUGUAUGCAUGCAAGUAUUUGAUUGGUGACUUUAUGUGUAAAACUGAAGGAGCAAGGAAAAAGCAUAUUUUUAAAUUAUCGGUUGCCUGUGAGUGGUUGGUAAGCAAAAGUUUUUUUUUUUUAUGAAUGGUUUUUGAUAUCAUGCAUUCUCCCUCUGUAUCACUGUUAAUAACGCGUUUUUGAUGCGUAGACACACAAAUAUGAUAGUGCUAUUCAUUUACUACUUUAACUGUAGGCAAACCGUCUUCUGAGCACAGAAUAACUAUGUGUAAAAUGUAAUAGUGUUGUCCCUUUCACACUGUACCCGAUAGAAAAAGAUACUAUCUAUACAGAUGUAAUUUUUAUGACAUUAAUAAAAUGUGAUAAUUAAUGUAUCAUUUGCAGUCUUAUUUUUAAAUUAACAUUAUUUAUUAUCAUGCCAAAAUAUUAAUUAUUUAGCUACUUCUUUUAAUAAUCACUGAUUACUACUCAAUUUUGAAAUGUAAUCAAACACAAGUAAAGUUAGUAAAAGCGCUUAUUUGGUAUCCUAGAUACAAAUUAAUGUUACUUAUAUUUUUAUGUAAAUAAUUAAAAUAUUCAGUAAAUAAUAAUCUUACUAGUCACAUAUAGCAAUAAAUAAAUAAAGUCAUAAAUAUUUGAAUAGGUAAGCAUGAUAAAAGUAAUCGUUAAUUUAUAGAUAAACACUUAUACGAACGUAUACGGAAUGUAAAUUAAAUACAGUAUUUUCCACACAUUUACUAUUAAACGGUAAAGCUGCUUCAGACAAGUUUGUUGUUGAAUGAGCGAGUAAGACAUAUUAUUUAAUUACACGAAACUAAGAUAAUUAUGCACGAUACAUGACUUUUCAACCAAUAGCAACGUUGCUUUCUGUCUGGCAUACAUUCCGCUUGUCUGUGGUGCUUUAGACAACGUUCCAAUGCACGCAGUUCUAAUCAACAAGCAGUUAUAAAUAAAAUAUUAAAUAUUCACCGUUUAAUACUCCUUGUAUGUUAGUAUUGUGUAAAAUACCUAUUUUAAGUAAGAAUAUAAUAAACUAAUGCAAUGUGAUUUAUUCUUUAUGAAUUAUAUGGACCAUUAAAAGUGAUGACACUUAAAA